AUGGGUCGCAAGAUGUUUUUCGGUAUAAAUAGCUUUAUAGGACUUGAGGAAGCAAUUGCAGCAGCCACAGCAGAUAGUGAUGAUGACCGUGAAUAUGAUUUUGCGAUAAUACCACCUGAUUCCAGUGUCGUGACUCACGAAGAGGAAGGGUCUGAUGAAGCUAUGGUGACAUAUACGUUGUCACGAGAUGUGUCCGGAAAUAUUGAGGUUAUGAUAAGCGAUGAAACUGCUAAGAAAAUAUUUAGUAAUAAAAAAGGAAUAAGUUUACCCCGUUGUAUUCCUCUUCCAAAGUGUGGACGACUUUUACCCCUUAUUUCCAUAUUUGCGGGAUUGUCAGCUUUAGGAUCAUUAGCUGGUGGAGCAGCGGGUAUAGCAAAAGCUGUUAAUGAUUCAAAAGCAGCACAAAAGAGUCUUCAGGAAUCUAAAAGACACAGCAGAAUGAUAGAAGCCGUUGCUCUAGGAAAAAGAUUAUACAUUAAACCUCAUAAACAAGGAGCCGGUUUAUAUCUUAACCCCUCAAAAAACUAA
Messenger RNA from Parnassius apollo (apollo), 528 nucleotides. The record is from the annotation of a GenBank genome assembly. Lineage: Eukaryota; Metazoa; Arthropoda; Insecta; Lepidoptera; Papilionidae.